GUUACCAUUUCCCUCCUCAAAUUUAAUUUCAUUACCAUUUUCACCACACACCCCGAAUAUGAAGUCAUAAAAUUGAAAAAAAAUUAGAAUCCUGAGAUGUGAAAAGCUAAAAAUCAGCAACAAACAGAUCUUCCAUGAAAGAUACCUUCAAAAAAAGAUUGUGUUUUUAGUCCGUACACUGUUAAAGGACCAAUUACCCACUUAAUAAAACCCAUUCUUUUUUUCAUUUUGGUUCUUUUUUCUUCAGUUUUCAGAAGAACAAAAAUAAAAUAAAAAAUACAGGGGUGUCUGUGUAGUGAGUAGAAAAAAUGUUGGAAAUAAGAGAUGGGUAUUGUUGUUUUCCGAAGGAGGUUGUUGGUGUUAAUGUGGGUCUGGCUUUUGUUCAUUGCAUUAUUGCUUUUCUUGCAUUUUAUCAGCUUAUAAGGAUUCAUUCGAGGAACUCACAGCUUGGUUGGACUCGACAAAAAGUGUUUCAUGUGUUAAUUGGAUCUUCUAAUACAGGUUACUUCAUUUUUUUCAUCAUUACUGUCAUUGCUAUCUGUAAACGGUGGCUGUGCUGGUCUCAUUCUUGUGGCUUUAUCUUCAUGGCCUUACCAAAAAUCCUGUCUUUUGCUGUAUUUCUUCUGCUACUAUCAUUCUGGGUUGACCUUCGCCAUCAAGCAGACGAUGAAGAAUGUGAAGAGGAAGAAUUUAGUUUUCAUGAAGCACUGUUAGAAACAAGAUUCGAUGUCCAAAAUUCAAUACAUGCAGAUAGUCUACGUGUAUGUUUACCUUUUCGGUUAACCCGUGUUGGAAGCCGUCAAAAACUUGUGAUUUGGGUUACUGCUAUUGUAUUUAUUUUGAUGAUGGCAUUUGCUGUGCUAAUGUGGAUUGGGAUGGAUUACAGCUUUAUCAAUUCAUCAUUUCUAGCCACGGUGUAUGUGUAUGUUUUUGCCAUCGCAUCACUAUUACUGGGAGGAGCAUUAGCAUGUUAUGGACUUUUAAUAUGUUCGAAAAUGAGAAGAGUUAGAUCUGAAAGAGCUUCUUCGGAAAUGUGGAAGGUUGCAGGCUUGGCUAUUGUUUCUGUUCUUUGUUUCACUUCAAGUGCUUUUGUUGCUCUUUUUACUCAAAUUCCAGUCCUCUAUUACUGCCAAAAUCUUGACAAAAGUGGUGUUUUUACUUCUCUUUUACUGAUUUUAUAUUACUUCAUAGGUUCUUCGGUACCGUCAGCAUUUGUGCUGUGGAUCAUGAGGGAACUUCCACCUGCUAUAGUAGCUAAUGUACAUGAAGAAUCUAGAACAAUUGCUUACGUCACUGACAGUUCAACUGUCGUACAUAAUUCUCAGCGUUGGACGACUGCGACAAGCUUGCAGAAUCAGAUAUCAAGAGGUAGUCCUAUAUAAAGUUGCAUUAACCGGAGCGCCUAAACAGAGUAAAAGCGUGCGUGCCUGCUAAAUUCGAAGGACGCUGGAAUUUUGAACAAGUGUUGCGAAAUAGAGUUAGAACUGGAGUCCUGAAGAAGAAGAUGAUGAAUUACAUCCAUGACAAAGCAGACAGGGUUGAACCGUAAGGUUGCCAUUGCAAUAUUCAGAUAUUGUAAAUAUAUAUUACCAAACACAGCUUUGCUAAAUAGGGGAAUUCCCCCUCUCUAUUUAUACAAGGCAUUCUUUGUUGAUGCAUGUUAUUUUGAAAGAAAUGUGCAAAUGGUGUCGGAACUUUUCAAUUUAAUCGAUUUUAGUGUUCUAACUUAUUUUUUACUCAA
Mercurialis annua (annual mercury) is the source of this 1741-nucleotide messenger RNA. RefSeq names its product tobamovirus multiplication protein 1. The record is from RefSeq and is a predicted model, not a curated record. Lineage: Eukaryota; Viridiplantae; Streptophyta; Magnoliopsida; Malpighiales; Euphorbiaceae. The coding region runs from base 309 to 1382 and encodes 357 amino acids. The transcript is spliced from 13 exons.